AUGGAGUCAGCAAAGGGCUCUAUCACACCCGUUGCAUCUACGGGGGGGAAACGGGGCAGUACGAAUACCUGGCAGCAGUCCUUCGUAGAUUCUAAUGAGCAAACUCUGGCGCUGGUUCGCCAGCGACUGGACGACGAACGCGAAGACAGGCGCAAGCGACUCAAGUUGGAUGAAGAUAGAAAUCUACUUGAUGCUUUCAAAGCUGGCCUAAUCACCAAGGAAGAAUAUCGUGAACGUACUGGUAUCGGGUCAAAACCGACUCGCACACCUCGUACACCUCGCGUGUCACCUCGUGCUUCGCCGCGUCGUCCGCGUUCGGGCCGUCAUGCCCCUGUAUCUCCGGCGAAGUCGAUUUCAUCUCUCGCCUCUCGCUGUGGCCGUAGUUUCUCCUCGUCCGGUGGUCUCCACGACCGUGACGAGUCCCCAGAUUGGCAUGUUGAUGGUGAUGGCUUGUUUCCGCCACCUGAAUUCGGGACUCCCGCAUAA
Molecule: messenger RNA, 486 nt
Organism: Peniophora sp. CBMAI 1063
Lineage: Eukaryota; Fungi; Basidiomycota; Agaricomycetes; Russulales; Peniophoraceae
Source: the annotation of a GenBank genome assembly